AUGACAAGAAGGCUCCCUCCAAUUUCUCAAUUUCCACCCCGCCCGAUACCCAGUUUGAUUUCGCACCCUCCUAAUCCAUGCCACCCUUGUAAUCCAACCCGCUCUCCUAAGGCAACCCACUUACCCCCCCUUUUUCCUCAAUCUGCCAAGACUCUUUCUCCUCUCCAAAAGUAUGUAGAUUUUUCAGUUUUCUGCUCUCACUGUUAUCCCACUGUGGCUCAUGCCUGCCCUCCCCACUACCCUACCCUAAAACUCUUCCUGCCCUGCUCUUCUGCUCUUCAUCACAGACUAUCUAUUUGCCAAUGCCGUGGUCCCACAACUCUUUCUGGCGAUUUCCCUAUCUAUGCCUCUAGCCCUCUUAGCCGUGCUUGCCAAAGCUGUGGUUUCAGAGCUCUUUCCUGUGACUCCCCUAUCUAUCUACCUACUCCUCCUCCUAGCCCUGCUUGCCAAUGCUGUGGUCCCAGAACUCCUUCCUGUCACUCCCCUGUCUAUCUGCCUACUCCUCAUCCUAACCCUACUACUUCCCAAUACUCUAGUCCCAGAACUCUUUCCUGUGACUCCUUUAUCUAUUCCUCUACUACUACUUCUAGCUCUGUUUGCGAAUGCUGUGGUCCCUGA
Molecule: messenger RNA, 618 nt
Organism: Mandrillus leucophaeus (drill)
Lineage: Eukaryota; Metazoa; Chordata; Mammalia; Primates; Cercopithecidae
Product: extensin-like
Exons: 1
Coding region: 1-618 (205 amino acids)
Source: RefSeq, a predicted model, not a curated record